This is a messenger RNA of Vitis riparia (riverbank grape), 756 nucleotides long. RefSeq names its product expansin-A25-like. The record is from RefSeq and is a predicted model, not a curated record. Gene Ontology annotation, biological process: plant-type cell wall organization. Lineage: Eukaryota; Viridiplantae; Streptophyta; Magnoliopsida; Vitales; Vitaceae. The coding region runs from base 1 to 756 and encodes 251 amino acids. Gene Ontology annotation, cellular component: extracellular region. The transcript is spliced from 2 exons.
AUGACUAGUCUUAGCUUUCUAGUUUCGAGUUUCAUGGCCAUGGCUCUUGUCGUCGGAGCUUUAGGUCAAAUUGGAGACCACCUCAAUGCAUGGGGUGACGGACGUGCGACAUUUUAUGGUGAUAUUCAUGGGAGUGAAACCAUGUACGGAGCAUGUGGCUAUGGAAAUUUAUUUGAACAAGGGUACGGUCUCGAGACAACUGCACUAAGCACCGCGCUGUUCAACAACGGGGCGACAUGUGGAGCCUGUUUUGAGCUAUAUUGUGUGCACUCAAAAUGGUGCAUAAAGGGGGCCGGAGGCAUUCGAGUGACAGCAACAAAUUUUUGCCCGCCCAGCUCUACAUCCCCAAACCCCUGGUGCAAUCCACCACAAAAGCACUUCGAUUUGUCGCAAUACAUGUUUCUAAAGUUCGCCAUAUACCAAGGCGGAGUCGUGCCCGUGAAGUUCCGGAGGGUGUAUUGUUACAAGAAGGGAGGAAUGAAGUUCGAGAUCAAAGGAAACCCAUAUUGGAUUCUUGUGUUGGUGUACAAUGUGGGAGGUCUGGGGGAUGUUUCUAAUGUGAAGGUCAAGGGUUCAAGGACUGACUGGAUACAGAUGCAACGGAAUUGGGGCCAGAAUUGGGAAACGGGGGUUCAAUUGGUAGGCCAAGGCCUAUCUUUUCAGGUGACUACUAGUGAUGGUAGGAUGGUGCAGUCGGAUAAUAUUGUCCCAACCAAUUGGGAGUUUGGUCAAACAUUUGAGGGGCGAAAUUUUUGA